AUGACGAGUAGCGCCAACGACGCCGCUGCCAGCACCACUACAGCCCGGCGCGCGGCAGGCGCCGGCCGCGGCUUCACGCUCCGCAGCACUCUCAGCUCGCUGCCCAGCGGACGCGACAACAACGACAGCAUGCGCAACAACAACAACGACAGUACUGGCAACGACGACGACGGCGCCGCAAUGCUUGCGCUGCUGUUGGCCAGCACAGACGUCGACGUCGACAUGGGCCUCGGCCAAGAGAUGGGUCACGGCGCGGCGGAUGGUCACGCGGUCACAGUCGACCCGCACGACCACGACGGCGCCGGGCUCUUCUCUUUUUGCCCCUUUCUGGAUUGCGACGAAGCCAUGGGCAGCGCUGCCUACGACGAUGCAACGUAUGCUCUGCUGGACGCCUGUGUGGGCCUCGACGUCGACAUGGGCCUCGGCCACGAGAUGGGUCACGGCGCGGUCGCUUCGCCCAACGCUUCACGGCCGCUCGUCGUCGAUACGGGCAGCGCCCACAACAGCGGCGACAUCGCGACGAAUAGCAGCGCAGCCACGUCGCCCGACGCCGCGGGGUCACCGGUCAGCGCCUUUGACACGGGAAACGACAACAGCGGUAUGGAGCUCGAGCGUGCCGAUCAAGAUCAGCGGGACACCGUGCUGCACGAAAAGUAUUACCGGAACACAGCGCACAAUGUACGCUGCUUCCCCACAUGUGAUACCUUUGACGGUAUUGGCAUUGAAAGCUACCGCUUGCACACCCGCAGCAACGGGCAGUGCUCGGCACCGUACACGGUCGUCAUGUCGUCUGUGUUUCCAUUGGGCCAACUGCGCGCAGUGGCCGACUUCUGCCCGCAGAACGCAUCGGCGGACGAUGCAGCGGCGCCGUCCAAGAGCUGCCCCACGACGACCAACGUGACGUGCAGCGCCUACAGCACCGUCGUCACGUUUCCACCCAGUAUCUGGAAGGUGGUGGCGGACCUCAAUGUGCACAACGUAUUUUACCUGCGCGUGCGUCUCUUUGACGACGAGACGCUGGUUGCCCAGCACAACUCGACGCUUUUUCAAGUGUGCAACAUCCCCAAGCGGCGCCCCGCCAAGUCGGCUGCCGGCGGAGAGAAGGCAGCCAAGCGCGCGCGCAUAGCAACAACCUGCGCGUAAGUACCACUAGCAGCAUUGCAUUAGAGACUCUAUAGUGUGCACAUGUAAUAUUUAUUUCAAAACAAAUACCUUUCUUU
Messenger RNA from Saprolegnia diclina VS20, 1220 nucleotides. RefSeq lists its product as hypothetical. The record is from RefSeq and is a predicted model, not a curated record. Bases 1 to 1143 code for a protein of 380 amino acids. Lineage: Eukaryota; Oomycota; Saprolegniomycetes; Saprolegniales; Saprolegniaceae. The transcript has a single exon.